This is a messenger RNA of Aspergillus glaucus CBS 516.65, 2991 nucleotides long. RefSeq names its product IQ calmodulin-binding motif domain protein. Bases 1 to 2991 code for a protein of 996 amino acids. The transcript has a single exon. NCBI's taxonomy places the organism in Eukaryota, Fungi, Ascomycota, Eurotiomycetes, Eurotiales, Aspergillaceae. The record is from RefSeq and is a predicted model, not a curated record.
AUGCGUCGAAAUUCUGAUAUCGAGAUUCACCUUCCGGACGCUGAUCCCGCCGUUGCACCGGAAUCCAUGGAUGAGUCGGACGUGGAAAUGUCAUCGGAAAAGCCACCAGCACCGCUAAGCUUGCCCGCUCAUAUCGCUGCUCGUUUUUAUCGAAAAUCUACCGCAGCAAGACGUUCUUCGGUAGCGUCGUCUCGACGCAGUUCGAUUUCUUCACUUCAUUCCCAUCAUUCGAAUGCAUCCGCCCGGGGCGCAUCUCCGACGGAUCACAUUGCGCAACACCACCGCCGUACAUCUAUCCUCGAGAGCCGCAAGGCUAGACUUGCAGACCGCGCGUUGCAUGCAGAAAAAGUGAGAAGACGGGCUACUCUUUCCAAGGCCGCUACGAGAAACAUGCACCGAGAGGAGAGGGCGCUGGCCGCUCACCAGUCGCGGGAGCGAUUGCUAGCAGAAAUCACGGCAAAAUGUGAGGAGGAAGUCCGACGGGCGAAGAAGAUAGCGGAAGACAACCGGGAAAAGAAGGCUGCGGAACAUAACCGAUUACGUCUGGAAAUGGCGGAGAAGUUCGCAGAGACCGAGAGGCGACGGAUGCUCUAUCAGCAGAGUCACCGGCGUCAGCGUACGAGCAGCCUGCCAGUUACAGAGGAAAAGAAGAUGGCUCGGGAGGUUACCAGGUCGCUGACCCAAGAUGCGGCAGCGAAGACAAUCCAGCGAGUCUGGAAAACAUAUCAUGCAAGAUCGGUCAUGCAGCAAUUCCAGACCCUAGGCAUCAACGUCGGGAAUAUCAAUAACAUGGCUUUCGAGGAUAUCGGGGCGUUGCUCUCAGAGGACCGGGUGUUGGACACCAUGGCCCGAGUGCUUCGUCUCUGCGGUUUGCAAGAUAUGACGAACGGGACGAUGGGCGGUCGAGGAGCUGUCCGCACGUUUUUGAGUAGCUAUCUCAUCGUCACGCAUCCCAAGGAGGUUUUGAGCAGUAACGGGGAACAGGAACAGGACCUGAUUGCCAAAGCGCGGGAGUUACUCGCGGCGUUUGAACAGGUCACAUCGUUGCUUUUGUCUGGCUGCUGCUCUCCAUCAGUCAUCUCCACGGAACUCCAAACGUUGUGCGAGGCAUACAACGUCUUCUUUUCUGCGUUCCAUGCCUGGAAGUCGCAUGACUCGAGUGUUCUGACCGAGAUCAUGCUUGCUCAGUUCGUCGAAUUGGAGUUGAUCUGGCAGACGGUCAAGGAUGACCGGGCGGGUGGCGUUGCGGAUGAUUAUCGAGAAGGGAUCCGGCAGAACCAGAUUACACUCCUGGCCCGGCUGAAGCGUCUCGUGGGCUCCGAAAAGGCGAUGCAGAUGGUGCGGGGUGCUUUGAAAAAGGCCAAACGCGCGAAGAAGCGGAGCGCAUCCAAGCAAGCUAUUCCUCGGUCCGCAACCGAAGGGACAACCUCGAAUGAAGCGCUGACGGACGGCGUUGCAUCUCCUAUUAGCGAGACGUUCAACAACGUAGACAGUUCAGUUCUACGGGAGCUGGACCAACAGCGAAUUUCGCCACACGAGCAUUUCAGCAAGAUGCUCACGGCUCUGCCGGAGAAUCGCACGUUGGUCCACGAACUCCUCGUUAAUAAGGAAUUUAGGGUCGACGAGGCCCAAUACACCAAACCGCGCAGACAGAUCAUGCAACACAUGUGCGUCAUGAUGAGGAAGGACGUGGAGGCAGGCCUGGGCGUGAAUUGGACCAUUGCGAUGGCCACGGUGGUUCAAGACCGACUUUUGCGUUCACUUCGACCAGGCAACUCGCUACACGUACUAAUCAGUGAGGUUCUCGAUCCUAAACUGGUGGAGAACCAGUGCAAGGCUGGCGCAUUCUCUUAUGAAAAUUUCUUUGAAUUCAUGAAUACCAUGCUGCCGAAAUUGUGUGCGCCGUACCGGGAUUCCCAAGUCCACGCAUUUGCUGAAGAUAGGUCUGGAGAUGCCAUCGACCGUCUCACGCGGUUAAUGGGGAUUAUCGACCUUCUGUCGCUGGAUCACACGAAUUUCAUGAUCCGGGUCGCCGCUCCUCAACUCAUCCAGGAGGGUCCUGGGUACGAGCAGCGUACAUUCGAGAAGGAUCUCCAGGAUGGCACAGUAGGAUUAGGAAAGACAAGGCGAUUUUGGCGGACACAUCGGAAGGUCAUCGUGGACGAGAUGAAGAAGCGGGAUCCAGAAAAUGUCAACGGGGAACCCCGACCUCCAGCUCCAAGGAUCUACGCGCAAGGUCUUACUGAUUUAGCCCUCAGUAAUGCGGCAGUUUCCAACGAUCUGAUCCCGGAAACGCUGGAGUUAGACCGUCAUCGGCUGCACGUCCUGCAUGCGACAGCAUAUAGGAUCGUGGCUACGGCGUCGAUUCUCCUGACAGCCAAGAACCUACUCAAGCGUGAUGUGCGGUCACAGUGGAAGGCUGAAGCGGACCGGAUUCUAUCGCUAGACUUCAAUGAUAUCACGCCGGAGCGAGUGCAGUCAAUCUUAGAGUCGACACACCCCAUGCCUCCCAGUGCCAGUACGCAGUUGGCGGCGACCAUUCGGCGGGUAUUGGGACCCGUCGCUACUGCAUGUGAGGUUGCCUCUUCUCCCCCUCCCUCUUCACCCCAGACAAUGGUUGAGGUCAAUGCGAACGGCGACUCCAUGCAAGACUCGUCCUCGUCUCCCGGAGAGGAAGGGGAGCCCGCCCAUCACAACUCGAGUAACGGAUCGGGAUCCGCUGCGACCAGCUUCAGCGAUCCUGUCGCCCGACUGAUCCUGUCCCGUCUGCGCGCACACGUUCUCUCUCGCCUCAGUGCAUCGAGUGCCAGCGAGAGAGUGCGAACGACGACGACUGCGAGUCAGAGUCUGGCGGGAGCUGGGAUGCCUGAGUUUGUAAAUGCGGUUGGGAAGCUGGUGGAGGAAUUGGAGAAGGUCCGGGAGGUGGAUUGGCUCUGUCAUGGCGUUUUUUAUGAGAGGAUAUUGGAUGAAGGCGUUUCUUCGGGGCAAUGA